UUCAAAGCCUCACACACCCUCACGGUGUGGUUCUCGCCAUGUCACCGCGCUCGCAUGUCACGUUGGUCGUUUACCACUGGGCAUUGCUUCCUCAAUACCACAGGCCUACAUCCCGUGGGCACGGCAUGACCACCUGUCCUAUUUGCGGGGAUCCAGCAGGCUGCCUCAAGACUUAUUGCUAGGCGCAAAACGGCUCAGUGUGACCAUUACAGGAGGAUGUGCUGACAUACAUACGGUUCGGUGCACAAGGCGUUUCAAGCAUGGCAUGGAAGGAUGAAGGUACCGGCGGCAAGGGCUAUGUCUAUUCUCAGGAGAUCUCUCAGAUGACCUUUGUGUUCGCAGAGGUUACAGAUCCUGAUGAGUCAGUCCUGAAACUCAUCGAAGACAUUGUUCGCGCCCAGUGUGUAGAGCUGCUGGUUCAGUCACGCAAGCUGGCCAUACGGCGCAACAGCAAGUUCCUGGCCGCGGAGGAUCUCAUUUUCCUAAUCAGACACGAUCGUGCUAAGGUGAACCGUCUGCGAACAUAUUUGAGCUGGAAGGAUGUUCGUAAGAACGCGAAAGAGAGCGGAGGUGAUGCCGGCGGUACUGGUGGGCCUGGCGGAGAGAUAGACGGGCUCGACGAUGGAGCGAUGGACACGAUGGCGAGGACGCACGUGAUGAAGCUCAAAAUGCCAUGGGAGAUCAGUACGAUCUACAGCGAGAAUCUGCGCGCUCUUCAGAAUGAGGAUGACGAAGAGCAAGAUGAGGACGACCUCGAAGCCCAAGAAGCCAGUCUGCAACGCUUAAAGGAGGCAGACGACGCAACGAGGCACAUGACUCGCGAGGAGUACGUCCACUAUUCGGAAUGUAGGCAGGCAUCAUUCACGUGGAGGAAAGGCAAACGCUUCAGGGAAUUUAUCAAUGCCGGCGCAUACAUUGAUGUCAAACCGAACGACGAUAUUAUCGAUAUCCUCGGCUUCCUCGCCUACGAAGUAGUGCGAGAACUAUGCAUCAGCGCAGUCGCGAUUCGUGACGCCGAGGAAGAGCGUAACCACACAUCGACCGAAUCUAUCGACAAAAGUAAUCCCGACCUAAGCAAGGAAGAUGAAUAUGCGUCUGGCAAUACAUCGGGCCUGUCAAUCGCAGCGAAUAGUAGGAAGCGCAAGAUGACGAUAGACAGCACAACGAGCGCUGGUCGGAAUAAUGUGUCUCCGCGGAAGCGAGCGCGGCAGGGCAAUGGACCAUCAGGAGAAGCCACCUCGACGUAUCUAGGCGAAGGAAAUGAUCGCAAUCACACCGGAGAUGGCCUCGUUGAUGAUGGCGAACUCUGCUCUCUCUUCACCGUGCCAGCCAGCAAGCACGUCCCGCUAACUGCUGCCCACGUGCAAGAGGCCUUUGCACGCGUACAGCGUGACAAUGCAGCGCUUGCAAGUAGCGGCCCGCCUGGCCCUCCUGGAGGUCUCAGACGAACGCGCCUCUUCGUCAUUUGA
Tilletiaria anomala UBC 951 is the source of this 1469-nucleotide messenger RNA. RefSeq names its product TFIID-18kDa-domain-containing protein. The record is from RefSeq and is a predicted model, not a curated record. Gene Ontology annotation, molecular function: transcription coregulator activity. Lineage: Eukaryota; Fungi; Basidiomycota; Exobasidiomycetes; Georgefischeriales; Tilletiariaceae. Gene Ontology annotation, cellular component: SAGA complex. The transcript has 6 exons. The coding region runs from base 261 to 1469 and encodes 402 amino acids. Gene Ontology annotation, biological process: transcription by RNA polymerase II.